Lecanosticta acicola is the source of this 872-nucleotide messenger RNA. Lineage: Eukaryota; Fungi; Ascomycota; Dothideomycetes; Mycosphaerellales; Mycosphaerellaceae. The record is from the annotation of a GenBank genome assembly.
AUGUCAGCACAAAAGGUCGCUCUGAUUACCGCUGGAACCGCGGGCUUAGGAGCACAAAUAGCACGCACGCUUGCGCCUGACUUCAGGAUUGUAAGUCUUGACACCGCAGACCGUCGUUCAAGCUCUGAUUGUUUGCUUCGCCAGGCCAUCAACUAUGCCAACAACCAAUCAAGAGCCAGAUCCUUGCUAGAAGAGCUGGAGAAGAUCCCUAACACAGCAGCUUCCACGCAGUCACCACGUUUCGAAGCCUUUCAAGCCGACGUAGGAGAUCGUCCUUCCAUUCAGAAGCUCGUUGGACGGACCAUCAGCACUUUCGGCCGUUUGGAUGUGGUUGUGUCGAACGCCGGCUGGACCAGGAUCACCAACUUUGCGAAUCUCGACGAAGGCAUGGUCGAUGAGGACUGGGACAGAUGCUUCCUGUACAACGUGAAAUCCCAUCUCUGGCUCAUGCACGCUGCCAAAGCGGAGCUCGAGAAGACCGAGGGUGCUUUUAUCGAGACUGCAAGCAUUGCAGGUGUCAAGCCAAGUGGCUCGUCUCUGCCCUAUGCUGUCACCAAAUCUGCAGCCAUCCACCUGUCAAAGUGUCUGGCUGUGAUAUGUUCUCCAAAGAUCAGGGUCAAUUCGGUUUCUCCAGGCCUGCUGCUGACCGAAUGGGGCAUGAAAUUCCCGGAGGAAAAACGCGAGGCUGCGAAGAAUAACACCAAAUUGAAGCGAUUGGCCACCGUCGAGGUAAGUGCUACCUUUCGAGAGCAGCCAAGAAGUUCACAGCUUGAUGUUGAGAAUAGGAUUGCGCGACCCAAGUCAGAGCGCUAGCACUGAAUCGAUCCAUGACCGGCCAGAAUAUCAUAUUAGAUGGCGGACUCACGUUGUAG